Messenger RNA from Seriola dumerili (greater amberjack), 1905 nucleotides. RefSeq names its product EH domain-containing protein 2-like. Gene Ontology annotation, biological process: endosomal transport; endocytosis. Lineage: Eukaryota; Metazoa; Chordata; Actinopteri; Carangiformes; Carangidae. Gene Ontology annotation, molecular function: calcium ion binding; protein binding; GTP binding. The coding region runs from base 85 to 1719 and encodes 544 amino acids. The record is from RefSeq and is a predicted model, not a curated record. The transcript is spliced from 6 exons. Gene Ontology annotation, cellular component: plasma membrane; cytoplasm.
UGCACAUUCUUCCAUCCUUCAGUUAGGCCUUCGAAGGGUAAGCAGCUUCUACACUGAGACAUCCAGAGCAAGAAAUUCAUCGCCAUGUCCAUCCGGAGGCUCAGGAACAACCCUAAAAUACUGGGGGAUGUCAAUAUGGUGACAGAGGAGCUGAAGAAUCUUUAUUACAAGAGGCUGCUGCCGAUAGAAAAAUACUACUCUUUCCAUCACUUUCACUCUCCGAGCUAUGAGGACGCAGAUUUUGACAACAAGCCAAUGGUGCUGGUGAUGGGUCAGUACUCAACAGGAAAGACCACUUUUAUCAGGUAUCUCAUAGAACAGGAUUUUCCUGGUAGCAGAGUUGGGCCAGAGCCAACCACUGACUGCUUCAGUGCCCUCAUGUAUGGAGAGACAGAGGGAAUCAUCCCUGGGAAUGCCCUCACAGUGGAUCCAAAAAAGCCCUUUCGCAACCUCGACCCUUUUGGAAAUUCUUUUCUGAACAGGUUUCAGUGUGCUCAGAUGCCAAAUCAGGUCCUUGAAAGCAUCAGCAUUAUCGACACACCGGGCAUCUUAACCGCUGCUAAAAGAAAACUGAGUCGAGGCUAUGACUUCCCAGCAGUGCUGCGGUGGUUCGCAGAGCGUGUGGAUCGAAUCAUCCUGCUGUUUGAUGCACAUAAACUGGAGUUUUCUGAUGAGCUCACACGGGCGUUUGGGGCCCUGAGUGGCUAUGAGGACAAGUUGCGUGUGGUUCUCAACAAGGCUGACAGAGUGGACUCACAGCAGCUCAUGAGAGUGUACGGCGCCCUCAUGUGGUCACUGGGGAAAGUGUUUCGAACCCCCGAGAUCCUGCGGGUUUACAUCGGAUCUUUCUGGUCAGAGCCGAGGCAGGUCUGUGACCACUACCAACUGAUAGAGCUUGAGGAGGAGGAUCUUUUAGCCGACAUACGGAACCUGCCGCGCAAUGCUGCAGUGCGCAAGCUGAAUGACCUGGUGAAGAGGGCACGCUUAGUAAGGGCUCAUGCACACAUUAUCAGCUAUCUUAAGCAGGAGAUGCCAACCAUUUUUUGCAAAGAGAGCAAAAAGCACAAUCUGAUUUACCAGCUGCCUGUGAUUUUCACCAAGAUCCAGCAACAGCAUCGAGUCCCAGCUGGUGACUUCCCAGACUGCACCAAGAUGCAGGAGAAACUUCUGGGUCAAGAUUUCUCAAAGUUCAAGACACUGAAACCAAGUCUAAUGGCUUCCUUGGAUAAACUCCUGACCACCGACAUAGCAAACCUGGUGCCUUUACUUCAACAACAGGAAGUGAGGAAGAAAUCCCUCCCUGGUGUGUUGGACGGGGACUUUUUGGGAACGUUUAGGCCCGAGCAUUACAGGAGAGAUCCUUUCAAGGAACUCCCCAGAGACGACGAGAGCAGUGAGGCAGAUUUUGAUGACUGGGUCGUGGAGAAAUACAAGCCGAAAUACGAUGAGAUUUUCUACAACCUCAGUCCAAAUGAAGGCAAACUCAGCGGCACCAAAGUCAAAGAGUGGAUGACGACCACGCUUCUGCCUAACUCUGUGCUUGCUCAUAUCUGGAGGCUGUCUGAUGUAGAUGGCGAUGGUAUGUUGGACAAUGAGGAGUUUGCUUUAGCAGUGCACCUUAUUGAGGGAAAACUGGAGGGCCACUGGCUGCCCCGAGAGCUGCCCUCUCACCUGGUGCCACCGUCAAAACGGUUAAGUACAGCCAGUGAUGAUGAGUAAACAUGACAUGACUGAGGAUAUGUCAUAAUUACAUGUAAAAUUUGUGCAUAAAUUUCUAUAUAUAAUCAAAUCUGUUGAAAGCGGGUUGAUAUUUAAAAAGAAGUGGACAAUGCAAUGUUAAUCAUCAUGACACCAAAACACUAUGAUUGAUGGUUUUGAUCAGUGCAAUUGCAAAGAUUUCAUAUU